UGUAAUGCUAUUCACUUGACUAUACUUCAUCAAGGAGCUGUGUUGACAGUUUGCAUAAUGCUUAAUAAAUAAUGAAAUAAAAGUAUUAGUUUUUUUGUUGGUAUACACUUGUAUAAAUCUCUUUUACACCAUGGCUAUGUUUGAAACGUUAAGAAAAGAAUAUAGUGAUUACUUGCAACAAUGUUUCAAAGUCCCAGACAUACAGACAUUUCAAAAGAAAUGUACAGAACGAUGUGCAAAUGACAGUGAUAGAAAAGCUGCAGUCGAUCAGGCGUUAAGAGAUACUCUCCUUGUAAUUUUAUCCGAGCAAGUGGACACCAAUGUUCAGUUACUUGAGACGUAUAUUACAUUCUGCAUCGAGCUAUGCAGAAAAGACUUAGCAACAGCCAGUAUGCCAGUUAUGUUGCUCGGUGACAUAUUCGAUUCUAUGACACUUGAUAGAUGUGAACAACUCUUCACAUUUGUUGAAAAUAAUGUUGUUGUGUGGAAAGAAGAUCUAUUCUUCAGUGCUUGUAAAAAUAAUUUGCUAAGGAUGUGCAAUGACCUGCUUAGACGAUUAUCUAGAUCGCAGCAGACUGUAUUCUGUGGCAGAAUUCUAUUAUUCUUGGCCAAGUUUUUCCCUUUCUCAGAACGAUCUGGUCUUAAUAUUGUCAGUGAGUUUAAUUUGGAAAAUUAUACUGAGUUUGGUUCUGAAAAAUCAGAGGGAGACGUGUUGGAACAAAUAAAUAAAGAUGAAGAUAAAUCAGAGACCAAAGUACCAAUUGAUUAUAAUUUAUAUAGAAAGUUUUGGGCACUACAAGAUUUCUUUAGAAAUCCGAAUCAAUGUUAUCACAAAAUGCAUUGGAAAGUGUUUUCAGCGCAUGCAUCUAGUGUUUUAUCAGCAUUUUCGUCUUUCAAAUUGGAAGAACAACGCAGUUAUCCUGCGGCUACUGUUAAACUUGAUUCUUCGAUGGAAGGUUCUCAUAAGGAAACCCCUUAUUUUGCAAAAUAUCUAACAAAUCAGAAAUUAUUGGAACUACAGCUGUCUGAUUCAAAUUUUAGGAGAUAUGUAUUGCUGCAAUUUCUCAUUCUCUUCCAGUAUCUUAAUAGCACUGUUAAAUUUAAAGCCUUCCUUGCCAGUGGCUAUGAGACAAGUGAAACACAUGAGCUGAAGCCUGACCAAGUAGAUUGGGUGAAAGGAACCACAGAUCAAGUUUACGGGUUACUGAUAGAGACGCCUCCCGAUGGUCCGACUUUCGCUGAUACUGUCAAAAAUAUAUUGAAACGCGAAGAGCAUUGGAAUGCAUGGAAAAACGAAGGUUGUCCACCAUUUAAAAAGCCAGCUUCGGAGGCUAAUAUUGAUAUAGAUGAAUUGAGGAAACCGAAACGACCGAGACGUAGAAUUGGAGAUGUUAUCAGAGAUGCUCAAGCAGUAGGAAAAUAUCACAUGGGAAAUCCAGAACUUACAAAGUUAUGGAAUUUAUGUCCUAAUAAUCUUGAAGCAUGUAAAUCCAAAGACAGAGAUUUCCUUCCAUCUUUAGAAACAUACUUUGAAGAAGCCAUUAUGCAGUUAGAUCCUAAUGCAAUGGUCGAGGACGAAUAUAAGAAAGUAAAUGAUGGAAACUUUGGUUGGAGAGCUUUGAGGUUAUUAGCUAGACGCAGCCCCCACUUUUUCGUUCAUGGGAAUUAUCCUAUCAAUAAACUUCCCGAGUACCUUGAAACGAUGAUUAAAAAAAUUGCCAAAGAUCGCCCACAAACACAGUCCGAUACAAAAUUGGAGACCGGCGAAACGCCACCAUCGGAAACGAACGAUCAAGAAUUCAAUGAAGAUGUGUUAAAACAAGAGAGCGAACAAGUUGAACCCGAAAAUACAGAUACUAAGGGGCGAAAACUAACGAAGGUUACUCCCGAAAUGGUGGCGAAAUUAUCAGAUAUUUUAAAGAACGAUUGGAAGAAAUUAGCAACUAAAUUUGGUUACACAAAUGAGGAGAUCACGUUUUUCCAAGGGAAACCUACACCGUACGAACAAUGUAAAAAUAUGUUGGAGAUUUGGGCAGAAGAAGAUGUGGAUGCGUCCAUGGAGAAUUUAGCAUAUAUUUUAGAAGGUUUAAAGUUCACGGAAGCGUUGUCUAUUUUAAAAUCAUAAAUGUAUUUUUAAAAAUCGUCUAUGCAGCAAUUAACUUUAAGAUGUGAAGAUUACUAUGUGAAUUAAUAAUAAACUUUUUCAAUUUUCCUAA
Hylaeus volcanicus is the source of this 2216-nucleotide messenger RNA. RefSeq names its product THO complex subunit 1 (gene Hpr1). Bases 131 to 2125 code for a protein of 664 amino acids. The record is from RefSeq and is a predicted model, not a curated record. Gene Ontology annotation, molecular function: protein binding. Lineage: Eukaryota; Metazoa; Arthropoda; Insecta; Hymenoptera; Colletidae. Gene Ontology annotation, biological process: regulation of DNA-templated transcription elongation; mRNA export from nucleus; signal transduction. The transcript is spliced from 9 exons. Gene Ontology annotation, cellular component: THO complex part of transcription export complex.